CCAAUGCAUGAAGCAAAUUACUCUUCCGUGUCUGAAUUUGUGCUACGGGGACUUUCUAACUCCAGACCAGUACAGCUGUUCCUCCUUGUCUUCGCUACAAUGUUUUACGCGACACUUGUUUUGGGAAACCUCCUUGUUGUGUUUACAGUGGUCUUUGAUUCUCAUUUACAGUCCCCCAUGUACUUCCUUUUAGCCAAUCUCUCCUUCAUUGAUUUUGGCUUUUCUACUAUAACAGUACCUAAGAUGAUUUCUGACUUGUCCUCUGGCCACAAAACCAUCUCCUUCGAGGGGUGUGUCAUCCAGAUAUUUGUCCUUCAUAUCCUGGGUGGAUCUGAGAUGGUACUGCUAGUCACCAUGGCCUUGGACCGAUAUGUGGCUAUUUGUAAACCACUCCACUACUCAGCUAUCAUGAACCAACGGAUGUGCAUAUUGCUUGUGUCUGGUGCUUGGACUAUAGGCCUCAUCCACUCUGUAUUCCAACUAGCUUUAGUUGGCCAUUUGCCUUUUUGUGGUCCUAAUGAGAUAGAUAGCUUUUACUGUGACCUUCCUUGGUUUAUCAAGCUUGCUUGUAGAGACACGUAUAGAUUGGAAUUUGUGGUGACUGCCAACAGUGGAUUCAUUGCUGUGGGCACAUUUUCCUUACUGAUGCUCUCCUAUAUCUUUAUCCUGGUCACAGUAUGGAAACGCUCUUCGGAUGGAUUGUCUAAAGCUUUCUCUACUCUGUCAGCUCACAUCACUGUGGUGGUUUUAUUCUUUGGACCUUGUAUGUUUGUUUAUGUGUGGCCCUUUCCCACAGUACCUGUAGAUAAGUUUCUUGCCAUUUUGGACUUUUUGAUUACACCCAUUCUGAACCCUGCCAUUUACACACUGAGGAACAAGGACAUGAUGAAAGCAAUGAGGAGACUGAGUAGUCAACUCCUGAGUUUGAGGAAGCCCUCCUAA
Molecule: messenger RNA, 942 nt
Organism: Erinaceus europaeus (western European hedgehog)
Lineage: Eukaryota; Metazoa; Chordata; Mammalia; Eulipotyphla; Erinaceidae
Product: olfactory receptor 4F6-like
Exons: 1
Coding region: 4-942 (312 amino acids)
Biological process (GO): G protein-coupled receptor signaling pathway
Cellular component (GO): membrane
Molecular function (GO): G protein-coupled receptor activity; olfactory receptor activity
Source: RefSeq, a predicted model, not a curated record